Molecule: messenger RNA, 321 nt
Organism: Rangifer tarandus platyrhynchus (Svalbard reindeer)
Lineage: Eukaryota; Metazoa; Chordata; Mammalia; Artiodactyla; Cervidae
Source: the annotation of a GenBank genome assembly
AUGGCUCAAGCAUUCGUUGACAGCAAGAUCCAGCCUGGGAAGGUGGUCGUGUUCAUCAAGCCCACCUGCCCCUACUGCAGAAAGACUCAGGAGCUUCUCAGCCAACUGCCCUUCAAACAAGGGCUUUUGGAAUUUGUCGAUAUCACAGCCGCCGGUGACACCAGUGAGAUUCAAGAUUACUUGCAGCAGCUCACCGGAGCCAGAACGGUACCUCGGGUCUUCAUUGGUCAAGAGUGCAUAGGUGGAUGCACUGAUCUAGUAAAUAUGCACGAGACAGGGGAACUGUUGACACGGCUAAAGCAAAUUGGAGCUCUGCAAUAA